Molecule: messenger RNA, 599 nt
Organism: Drosophila arizonae
Lineage: Eukaryota; Metazoa; Arthropoda; Insecta; Diptera; Drosophilidae
Source: RefSeq, a predicted model, not a curated record
AUGCAUUUGCCCCGAGGCGCAUUAAGUUUGCUGUUUAUCACUUGCAUGAUGUUUGCCCUGACAAGCGGCCAUCCAUCAAACGACAAGCUUAAGAUACGCAUCCAUGUGCCAGUGAAGCAUCAUACGCAUGUGCACACGAACACGGUGAUAAAGAAGGUGCCGUUGCCCAUCCCGGUGCCGGUCAAGGAGCACAAGGAGCCAAAGAAGCAUCAUCGCAGCAGUCAUAGCCAUCAUCAUUAUCAUCAGCAGGAUGAGCUCGAUGAUGAUUUCGAGGGUUACGAUUAUCCCGUCAAGGCCAAGCGGCGCACGCGGCAUCCUUUUGUCUAAUAAUGUCCACGUGUGGGCGUCACGCAUUGUGGGCGUGUCAUCAACAUGAGAACCAAACGACCACUCACACACACACUCCUACACACUCACACACACAUACGUAAUUUUCGCAUAUUAAGCAAAUAUAAACCAAAAUAAUGAUCGAAUGAAAUGGACAAGUCUUACGAAAGCAAAGAUAUAUAGACAGAUAUAUAUGUAUAUAUUUAACUGGGUGUGAUUUGUCACUGUUUAGACAAUAAGCGAUGCCUUUUCUGUGCAAUAAACAAAUAAAU